GAAUUACAUGUGGGGAUCCAGGAGAUAUUGAACUAGCCUCCAAGACGGGCGAUGGCUUCCUUUUCGGUGACGCGAUAACCUACGUCUGCCAGUACGGCUACGGGGUGGUCCGCGGUGACGGCAUCCGUGUGUGCCAAAAGACCAAGACAUGGACAGGAGAACCUCCUCAAUGUGAAAAGAUAGACUGUGGCCAUCCUGGUAAAGGAAUUCUUGCCACUCCGCAUAGCGCAGACGUUAACUACAAAUUCAAGGAUACAGUACGAUACACGUGUGAUAAGGGGACUGAAUACGUAGAUGGUACAUAUGCAAGGACAUGCAAAGCAGACAGAACUUGGAGUGGAAGCAUUCUAGAGUGCAAACGUGUAUGGUGUGGAGACCCUGGAAAUCCCGACCCUGACAAUAUCAUCCAGAUAUCUAGCAUCGAUCCAGAUGUAAAGUUCCGGUUUGAUGACGAGGUGAUAUAUGUAUGUAACGAAGGCUACGAACUCACAACCUUAUUGUCAAAACACGUUCGACGAUGUCUGGAAGAAAAGAUAUGGGAUAACACUGCUCCAAACUGUAAACGCGUUGAUUGUGGAGAGCCUGACUAUGUAGGGAAUGCCAUGCGCCUGGGAACUGAUACCAAAUAUGGAGAUACGGUUACAUACACGUGUGAUUUCGGGCAUGAAGUCAUCGAAGGGGACCUGAGCAGAACUUGCCAAGGAAACAAAAAAUGGACCGGUGACACUCCUAUAUGUGAAAGGGUGAGUUGUGAAAGUAUACCGAAUGUGACGGACUCCAAGUGGAUUGGGCAAGGGCAUUACUUUGGAGAUAUUGUUAGGUACCGAUGCGACCCUGGCUUUGGCCAUAUGCAAGGGAUAGGAGGAUUGACCAUAGAGUGCAAGGAAGACAAGGAGUGGCACCCAAGUCCUCCUAUUUGUGAACGAUUGGACUGUGGGCCCCCAAUGCAGGUUGAUAACGCCACAUAUAAUGUCACUAGCACUCUGUUUGAGGGAAGGUUAAACUAUAUGUGUAUAAACGACACAUACCGUACAGCAGGAGUGAUGGAACUUUAUUGCGGCGUCAACGCCACGGAUAACGGCAUAUUUGGCGUAUAUUGGAAUGCUACGUUCCCAACAUGCACUCCCUAUCCCUACUUCCCUCCACUUGGCAUAGCGGUGAAAGAUACAACACCCAGUGAGGUUAGUGAUGGGAGGGAAUACGCCAUUGGGUUCCUAUCUGUGCUUGCAGUGAUCGCAGCGGGCUUUGUGACUCUGGAUAUGAUCACCUUCAAAAAGGACAUCGCCCAGGCUAAGCUUGACAUUGAAGAUUUCAAACAAAGGAUCCGUGAAUGGCGUGACAAGCGUAAGAAAGAGAAAUACGAAGGGUUGGAUGACGGCUUCAUGUAAGCAACCACUAUGUUCGGUGUAAACAAUCUCCGUUGAAUAUGUGUACAGCGUUAUUGUAGAUGUUGAAAUUGUCAUAUUAGGGAGAACGUUAAGAGAAUUACUUGCACGUGAACGUGAGAGGAAUGGUUGUAAUAAG
Owenia fusiformis is the source of this 1524-nucleotide messenger RNA. NCBI's taxonomy places the organism in Eukaryota, Metazoa, Annelida, Polychaeta, Sabellida, Oweniidae. The record is from the annotation of a GenBank genome assembly.